Rotaria sp. Silwood2 is the source of this 1296-nucleotide messenger RNA. Lineage: Eukaryota; Metazoa; Rotifera; Eurotatoria; Philodinida; Philodinidae. The record is from the annotation of a GenBank genome assembly.
AUGCCCAUACAACUGUCAGAUUUACAGAAGAUCGGUCUUGGUUUGACGAUAUUUGGUGUUGGUUUCAUUUUUCUUGGUAUGAUAUUUUUAUUUGAUAAAGGUUUACUAGCUGUUGGAAAUAUAUUAUUUCUUGGUGGUCUUUGUAUGAUAAUUGGCCUUGAACGAACAUGUCGUUUUUUCUUCCAAAGUUUUAAAAUUAAAGGUACUGCUUUAUUCUUUGGUGGAAUUCUACUUGUUUUAAUCGGUUGGCCAUUAACUGGUAUAAUUAUUGAAUUCUAUGGAUUUUUUCUUUUGUUCGGUGGCUUUCUUCCAAUAGCCAUUAAUUUCCUUCGACGUUUACCAAUUAUAGGUUCAAUUUUAUUGUUACCUGGUCUUCGACAAAUUACGGAUAAAUUAUCCGAGAGUCGAUCAAUGCAACGAAAGAUCGAUGGAUUAUUGAUACGAAAACAAUCUGGUUCUGCCUCAUCGUCUAAUAACAGUAGUCAAUCGGUAAUAUCUGAAAAAACUGUUCCGAUUAAGGCACCAGUCCCAGCCGUAUUGAAAGUUCGAACACGAAAAUCAAUGCUAACUGAUUAUACUGCAAGUUACACAGAAAAUAAUUUUAUUACAGCUGUUCGAGCUAUGCAUGAAUAUUCAUUAAAACCAUCUGAUUUGGAAACACUUAAACAAUAUAAAACACGUUCACCUUAUUCAGAAGUUGUUGAGACUGGUGAAAUGUUAACUGUCUAUCGACGAAGCGAUGUUGAAAAACGAGCUUAUGAAGUAUGGGGUAGUCCUGAAAUGUUAAAUAAAGAAAAAGCUAAACGAGCCAAAGCACGACAACAAGAAUAUGAAGCUAUUUUUAGUUUAAAAAAAUCAUUAAAAGAAUAUCAAAAACGUUUAUUAAUGUUAGAAAAUGCUUCAUUUGAUAAUCAAAAAUCAGCUACAAAUACUAUUCUUGCAACUGGUGGUGGAAAAGUAGUUAUUGCUGCAGUUCUUAUUAAUGCAACAAAUGCUGUAGUAAAAACAAUUGGAUGGUUAUUUACUGGUUCAGCAUCAUUAUUUUCCGAAGCCGUACAUUCAAUUGCUGAUACAUGUAAUCAACUUAUUUUAACAUUUGGUUUAUAUCAAUCAAUCAAAAAACCAAAUCCAGAACAUCCUUAUGGCUAUUCUAAUAUGACUUAUAUUUCAUCGCUUAUAAGUGGCGUUGGCAUAUUUUGUUUUGGUACAGGUUUAGCUUGGUAUCAUGGUGUUUUGGUUUUAUUACAUCCUCAAGAAAUGGAAUCUGUUUUUUGGGUAUCUAAGUUUAUUGAUUAA